Messenger RNA from Trypanosoma cruzi, 1284 nucleotides. RefSeq names its product nicotinate phosphoribosyltransferase, putative. The transcript has a single exon. The coding region runs from base 1 to 1284 and encodes 427 amino acids. Lineage: Eukaryota; Euglenozoa; Kinetoplastea; Trypanosomatida; Trypanosomatidae. The record is from RefSeq and is a predicted model, not a curated record. Gene Ontology annotation, molecular function: nicotinate phosphoribosyltransferase activity. Gene Ontology annotation, biological process: NAD+ biosynthetic process.
AUGGUGGAUGUGGCCAGGCCGAUCAUUACGUCCGUGCUGGACACAGAUGCAUACAAGUUGCAUAUGCAGCAGGCUGUAUUUCACCUAUACCCUUCCGUUUGCACGGCUUUUGAUUUUUGCUGUCGUGAUAGGGAUGAACACUUUGGGGACGCCGCUGACGCCAUACGCGAAGAAGUUCAUCUCAUGCAAAACCUCGCCCUCACAGAUGAUGAGUAUAAAUACCUGGCAUCGAAACGAUAUUUACGAAAGGACUACCUGGACUGGCUCCGCAAAUAUCGGUUCAACCCACAGCAAGUGACGGUGCGUGCUGUGCCGUCAGACGACGGAAACGUGGAUCUUGCCAUCAACAUUAACGGCCCCUGGGUGGAGACGAUUCUGUGGGAGGUGCCGCUCCUAGCCAUUGUGAGUGAGGUGGUGCAUCGACGUCGUACGCCGAAUUUAGGGGUGGCAGAGGCGUUGGCACACCUUGAAAAAAAACUAGAGGCUUUUUUCGCCCAGACAACUGAAGAGUCGAUUGAGACAUUUUGCGUCUCGGAAUUUGGAACCCGGCGACGUUAUAGUUUUGGCGUGCAGGAGGCCGUUGUAAAGGCGCUCCAUUCGCAUCCAAAGUUUGGUCGAUACUUCUGUGGCACGAGCAAUUACCUUCUGGCGAAGAAUCUGGGUCUCCCCGCAGUUGGCACACAGGCACACGAGUGGUUUCAGGCUCAUCAGCAGCUGACUCCCAUAUUACGUGACUCGCAGCGGGUGGCGCUGACGCAGUGGUUGAAGGAGUACCCGCAUGAUCUUCGCAUUGCACUCACGGACUGCAUCUCCAUGGACAGUUUCCUUUGUGACCUCACCAAGGAUCUGGCGGAUGCAUACACCGGCCUUCGCCACGAUUCCGGUGACCCUAUCGAGUGGGGGCAAAAGGCCGUGAAACACUACCGGAAACUUGGCAUUGACCCCAAAACCAAAACGCUUGUCUUUUCUGAUUCUCUGGACCUCGAAAAGGCCGCGAUGCUGCAUCGUACCUUUUCUAACGAAAUCAAUGUCAUGUGCGGCAUCGGCACGCAGCUUUCCUGCUCCAUCCCUGGUGCACGUGGGAUUAAUAUCGUCGUUAAGAUGACUGACUGUGAGGGGAAACCCGUUGCGAAGCUGUCCGAUGAUCCCGGAAAAACUAUUUGUCGCGACAGAGACUUUGUUUCCGAGCUGCGGCGCGCGUUUGGUUUACCAAUGAUGGCUGUCGCCCUUGUCACAGCGGUCGCAUCCGUGCCGAACGAAGGGAUAUGUGGCCUACAAGCAUAA